Messenger RNA from Physella acuta, 1080 nucleotides. RefSeq lists its product as uncharacterized. The record is from RefSeq and is a predicted model, not a curated record. NCBI's taxonomy places the organism in Eukaryota, Metazoa, Mollusca, Gastropoda, Physidae.
ACACAAAAAAAUACCAGGUUAGCCUGACACAUUAUUAACCAAGCAAUUGCCGAUAGAUCUGUUUUUAUGUAGGUCUAAAAAAGAAACGUCUUCUGCCAUUUUAAAACAAUGUUUCACGUUUCAUGAAGGGGAAAAUACUUAUUAAAAAGACGGCUGGUAAAGCAUUAAAGGAUGAAUCAAGUUAUCUCCUUUUCCAUACUGCUGUUUUGUGUUAUUAGUUUAACAGAUGCUGUUAACGGCAAACAUGUAUUCAAUUUGACAAUUGAAGGAUAUGAAAAAGAUUGUGUAAACUAUAGUUGCCGCUACACUGGCAAAGUGCUGGCAAGUUUUUCUUCUACACCUGAAAUUACAAAAUUUGGAUUUCAAGAUUGCAUGGAAGUAACGAUAUAUUCAUGUCCUCAAGGCAAGGAUUGUGGCGAUAACUCUUGGGAACCGUAUUGCUUCGUGUUCGACUAUCCUUGUGAAGGUUACAAAUGCAAUAAAGUAAAGCAUCCAUGCUAUUGUACUUAUGGAAAUCCUACAAAAAUUAAGUUCUUCCCUGUGCAUGAAAACAGAUUGUACCAGAUGAAGUUAAAGUUUUUGUUUGAUACUUACAGGGACAUACCCAUGCUUAUCGCUUCAGGCAACAUCUUCGAUUUCUCCAAGAAACCAGAUAAUUGGGACCCAAUUGAAAAAUAUCCAGAUGAACCAUUUUAUUACUUUUCGAAAAAUGGAAACCAUCAGCUCAAAGCAGAGUUAAUCGUCAUUGGCAUCGGAGCUCUGUUUGCCUUCUACCUGGCCAAGCAGAUGGAAUGUGAAAAACAAGCCUCAAAGAUCUAAGAUUGUAGGAAACAAUGGAUUUAAGCUCCACUUUGAAUAUGUUUAGAAUGUACUUAGAAAAUAAACAUCUAAAUGCUAAACGUUUGAAAACUGGUAGAUAGUAACUAGAAAAUUAUCAAAGAAUGAUAACAAUAUACAUUGAAACAGUACCAUAAAACAUUACAUUUUAAAUAUGAAAUUAAACUGUAUAUCAAUUUAUGCAGUAUAAAAAUAGUAAUUGUAUACAAAACUGUAGGAAACCAUUCAAAACUUUAAAUAAAC